GGCCGUGUAGGCGACCACGCCAUCGUUCCAGCAAUCCGCCGUGGUUGCAUGGCUGCUUGCUGCUGCAAUUGUUCCCCUCUUGGGAACCUGAACUAGCUAGUCGAUCGAUCUAGGUGCAGAAGAGUUUCGCGUGCUUCUUGGGUCCGAUUUGAGUCCCGACAAGAGGAAACCUCCAGAGGAUUUGGUUGCCUUCUUCUCGCUCUCUCACCCCUCUUAUCGGGGUCGAGAGGGGAAGAGGGAAGGCCGCAUCACACAACAAGGCAGGAUACGAGGGAGGAACAGAGAGGCAGAGGCGGGUGGUUAAAACUGGCGGACGGCGGCGACGGCUCCGCUGUGGCGACGAUGGCAAGGAGCGGAGCGGAAGGGGGCGGCGGCGGGCUGAAAAGGGGGCCGUGGACGCAGGCGGAGGACAAGCUGCUGGUCGACCACGUGCGGCGGCACGGGGAGGGCAACUGGAACGCCGUGCGGCGGGAGACGGGGCUGCACCGGUGCGGCAAGAGCUGCCGCCUCCGGUGGGCGAACCACCUCCGUCCCAACCUCCGCAAGGGCCCCUUCUCCCCGGAGGAGGAGCACCUCAUCCUCCGGCUCCACGGCCUCAUCGGCAACAAGUGGGCGCGCAUCUCAUCGCACCUGCCGGGGAGGACGGACAACGAGAUCAAGAACUACUGGAACACGCGCCUGAAGCGCCGGCAGCGAGCGAGGCUCCCACUCUACCCGCCGGACAUCGAACGGGAGAUCGCACUGCUGCGCGCGCAGAACUUCAACCCGUUCUCGGACGCCGACGGCAACGGCAAUGCCAACGCCAACGCCAACGCCAACCUUCCGGCGCCUCUCCUCUACGACGCGAGCAACCCGUUCGCGCCGUCGCCCUCGGGCUCGGCCACGGCCUCGCACUCGCCGCUGAUAAACCAAAACUACCCCCUCCUCAACCAGAUGCAGGGCAUGCAGCUGCUCCACGUCGCCAACCAGCAGUCGCCGCAGCCGGUGCUCCACCAGGACAACAACGUGGGGUUUGGCCACGGCGGCUUCGUCUCUUCCGGGCUGCCGCCGUUGCCCACCAGAGCGCACGAGCUCCCUUCAAACCAAUUUGACACGGCGAGCAGCGGCAGCGGCGGCGGUGGCGCCGGUCUGCUGGAGUCUCUGCUCCUCGGCGACGACCAUCUGCCGCGGCCCAACCCGAGCAUGCUCAGGGUAGGCUCCAUGCCCGAGCUCAUGUACCGCGAGCCAAGCUCCAGGCUCAGCGAUGUCACCUCGCAGUGCCCUCCAGGAGAAGACCUGCAACAUGGCGGGAAAUGGGACUUCUUCUUAGAGGACGUGAAACCGGCGAAGAGAAUGGCGGCGAGCGAGGUGGAGCUGGAGAUCUCCGGCACCGUCCCCGGCUCGAUCCCAGGGGAGUGGUUCAGCACCUGCGGCGGGUCGACAGCUCCAUCGCCGGGGUCGGCAUCUGCCGUCACCGACGAAGAGUUCAACCUCGAGAUGCAGCGGUUCAUGUCAUUGCUGCCACUGUCAAAUGACGAGCAAAACUGGAACGCAUAAUUUGGACAAAAAAAGAAAAUCGAAAAUCUAGAGCGUGUACUUGCUUCUGCGAGAACAGUGUACGCAUU
Messenger RNA from Phragmites australis (common reed), 1604 nucleotides. RefSeq names its product transcription factor MYB101-like. NCBI's taxonomy places the organism in Eukaryota, Viridiplantae, Streptophyta, Magnoliopsida, Poales, Poaceae. Gene Ontology annotation, molecular function: catalytic activity. The transcript is spliced from 3 exons. Bases 343 to 1536 code for a protein of 397 amino acids. The record is from RefSeq and is a predicted model, not a curated record.